AAGCGGUAUAAUAAAAACAUAGACGUUAUUCUGCUUGGUGAAUCGCACUCGGUCCAAGUAUUAUGACAUAACUGAUGUCUUCGAAGCCAACCGAAGACUGCCGAAAAUGUGCAGGCGUCUUUGAGCAGGGCUUUACGGCCGGGACGAGUGAAGUGCAUUUGUAUUUUUUUUUUUAGCAUUGCCAAUCACUCGGCUGCAGAAGAGCUCAACGUUUACAAGCCCAAUCUACGAACAGACCCCGAGCAUGAGAACGCCGUGAACCAGGCUGGCUAGCUCCGCCGCGCCCCGUGAAGCUUUUCUUUUGAGCUGUGAGCGGCUUCCUCGGGAAGCAGCCCUGACCGUCGGCGAGCCUAAGAUGCCCCAGACGGCGAGAGGUGACAUGUAAAUGGCUUCCAAAGUAAAAGAUGCCGUGGUGUGGUACCAGAAAAAGAUUGGCGCCUACGACCAGCAAAUAUGGGAGAAGUCGGUGGAGCAGCGGGAAAUCAAGUUUAUAUCGCUGGGCCUGAGGAACAAGCCAAAGAAGACGGGUCACGUCAAGCCAGACCUCAUCGACGUGGACCUGGUCAGAGGCUCGGCCUUUGCCAAGGCCAAACCGGAAAGCCCGUGGACCUCGCUGACUCGCAAGGGCAUCGUCCGCGUGGUCUUCUUCCCCUUCUUCUACCGCUGGUGGAUCCAGGUCACCUCCCGAGCCGUCUUCCUCUUGCUGCUGGCUCUCUACCUGUUGCAAGUGGUGGCGGCCCUCCUCUACGCCAGCGUCCCGCAGCCCCACGGCAUCCCCGCCACCGAGGUGUUCGGCGCCAUCUGGCUCAUGCUGCUGCUGGGCACCGUCCACUGCCAGAUCGUCUCCACCCGGACCCCCAAGCCGGCCUGCGGCCUCGGCGGCAAGAGACGCAGGAAGUUGAGGAAGGCGUCUCAGAUGGAGGUGCACAGGGAAGGCGAGGGCUCCAGCACGACCGAUAACACGCAGGAGGGGGGGGGCGGCGCGGCGCACUCCUACUCGGCCUGCGCCACAAACAGCCUGAGCGCUCUCUUCCACGAUUUCUGGCAGGAUCUUUGUAAAGCCGGGUCCAAGAAGUCCAAGCUGUCCAUCGACAAGUCGACGGAGACGGACAACGGCUACGUGUCGCUGGACGGCCGCGUGAGCCACCGCGGCGGCGAGGACGGCCUGCGGCUGCGCCGCGAGCGACGCUGCCAACUCCUGAGCCGCCUGGACGAGGCGCGCUGGGCCGCGCGCGGGCCGCCGUCGCAGGCGCACGCCGUCCGCGCCGGCGCCGCCCUGCACCACCUCGCCGCCGCCAGUAAGGGGGCGGCCGCGUCGGAUGAGGCGUCCAGCGAGGAGGACCCCGAGGCGUCUUACGCGGCCCUCCGCAGGGGAGUCGAGAGACUCGGCGCCGACUGUGCGCUGCGAAACCGCAAGAACACGCACUACAAGAAGCACUACAUCGUGGAGGACGCUCCCAAGUCGGGCACCAGCUGCAGCUCCCGCUGCUCCAGCCUUCGGACUCCGGACUCGGAGAGCACGCGGCACGAGUCGGAGACGGAGGACCUGCUGUGGGAGGACUUCUUGCACUGCGCCGAGUGCAGGUCGUCCUGCACCUCGGAGACGGACGGAGAAGGAGGAGCCGCGCCCGUGUGCCCCCCUAGCAAGAAGGAGUACAGAGACGACCCUUUCCAUCAGGGCCACGCCCCCUGGCUGCACAGCUCCAACCCGGGCCUGGAGAGGGCGAGCGCCAUCGUCUGGGAGGGAAACGAGUGCAAGAAAGCCGACAUGUCCGUCCUGGAGAUCAGCGGCAUGAUCAUGAACAGAGUGAAUCUGAACAACCCGGGAAUCGGUUACCAAGUGUUUGGCAAUCUGGCGUCGGUCACGCUGGGGCUGACGCCCUUCGCCUUCAGGCUGGCCCAGCACCGCGACUUGGACCAGCUGAGCGCGCUCUCGGCCAAUGAGCUGCUGUCGGUGGCGCUGGGGGGCGGCGCCGGCUCGGACGCGCUGGUGCUCACCAUGGUCACGGUGAGCUUCGUGGUGCGGGUGUGCCUCACCUGGCUCUUCUUCUUCUUGCUAAGCGUGGCGGAGAGGACCUACAAGCAGAGGCUGCUGUUUGCCAAACUCUUUGGUCACCUGACCUCAGCCCGAAGAGCCAGGAAAUCGGAAGUUCCUCACUUUCGACUGAAGAAGGUCCAGAACAUCAAAAUGUGGCUGUCGCUACGCUCAUACCUGAAACGCCGAGGCCCCCAACGCUCCGUAGACGUCAUCGUGUCUUCUGCCUUCUUGUUGACGCUCUCGGUGGUCUUCAUCUGCUGCGCUCAGUUGCUGCACGUGCACGAGACGUUCCUGGAGUGUCACUACAACUGGGAGUUGGUGAUCUGGUGUUCCAGUCUGUCACUCUUCCUGCUCAGGUUCGUCACGCUGGGCUCGGAGACCAGCAAGAAGUACAGCAACACCUCCAUUUUGCUCACCGAACAGAUCAACUUGUAUCUCAAAAUGGAGAAGAAGCCCAACAAGAAGGAAGAGCUGACGCUGGUCAACAACGUCUUAAAAUUGGCAACCAAACUACUCAAGGAGCUGGAUAGUCCGUUCCGGCUGUACGGUUUGACCAUGAACCCUCUGCUGUACAACAUCACGCAGGUGGUGAUCCUGUCCGCCGUCUCUGGAGUCAUUUCAGACCUGUUAGGAUUUAACUUGAAGCUGUGGAAAAUCAAGUCGUGACGUUGAGAUGACUGAAAAAGACGACGGCGACGCAUCCUCCGAGUGCUUUGACCUUCAACAAGCUAUUUACCCGCCCAGUGUUUUCACUUUUUAUUUAACUUCCACUAUUUAUGACAUCACACGUUUGCUCCCUUGAGCCUAAAUUAUUAUAUGUUUGUCAUGAAUUGGUUAUCCGCUCAGUCUGACGUUUGAAUUUUGUUUUAUUGAAAUGUAUGGCUUAUUUUUGUUGUUGUUGUUGUUUGCUUUAAAAGUUACUCAUGUGUUCGGUACAAUUUUUCAGUUCAACAUGAAUGUUGCAGCAAAGCAGUCAUGUGACACAAUUGGAAAGGAAAGUAAAAGAACACACACGUAUGGCUGGUUUUCUCGCAUUCUAAAUGGUCUCAAGUUGUGUUCUUUGAUUUUUAUUUGCCCAUUUCAAUCAACAGCAUGUUUGACAGUAUUUUUCAUUCCCAUUUUCUCCUUGAGCAGAGUCCGAACAAAUCUCGAUGUAAACUGAGGUUUUGGGGAGCCGAUGUGAUUGGUCGGUUUACAUGCAUCAGUAUUAGCUUGUGAUGUCGAGGCAACCGGUUUCUUGAGAGCAAAAGACCAUGCACUUUAAACACGUGGAUAAUUUGCGUCAGUCUCAUCAAAUUUAAAUGCUGACAUCAUGUGUUAGCAUGUUGCUAACGCGAUUUGUAAUUGUGUGCGUUUGAAGGAGACCAAAGUGCUUGCUUUUACUGAUUGUUUGCCCCUCUUUUUUCUCUUCUGGUAAAAGAAUGUAUUUGCAGCUUUAAAUUGGUUUUGUCAAGCUGUAGUUUUUGUGUGUGUGGUUUUUAUGUGCUUUUUUUUUGGGUCUCUUUGUAUUUUUUAGUUUGUUCUUCACACUUGUGGGGAGAAGAGGCAUGUUUGAAUAUGUGUUUUAUUUUUUUAAGCAACAAAGAAGUGUAUGUUGAAACAUGAAGUUCAGACGGUCCAAAUAAUUUAAACGUUUGAGAGGGAUUCUAAUAAAAUCCGAGCACUGAAUGGUA
Hippocampus zosterae (dwarf seahorse) is the source of this 3711-nucleotide messenger RNA. RefSeq names its product protein PHTF2-like. Lineage: Eukaryota; Metazoa; Chordata; Actinopteri; Syngnathiformes; Syngnathidae. The record is from RefSeq and is a predicted model, not a curated record. Gene Ontology annotation, cellular component: endoplasmic reticulum.